CUUGAACGAUAGAAUCGCAUAUUUUUCCAAAUUUUUUUUUUUUCAAUCCUUUUCGUGCAUUGGAAGGAAACUGGUGCCGAAUCUAGGGUUUUCGCUCUUCUCGAAUUUCCGGAAAUUAGGGUUUUUAGAUUGGCGGAUAUGAACCCUAGCUUUUCGAAAAUUCCCGGCAAAUUCCAGCAGCAAGAGAGGUAGGGUUUUGAUCGAUAUUGGAGAGAGAAUACUCAAUCCUGGCACGAAUGGUAAAUGAUCAAGAACCGAUGGGCAAUCUUCUCGAUCUUUCUGAGCUUGGCGUUGGGCGGAGCACGGACGACGUUGAUAUGGACGACGAAGAAGAGGUACCGACGCACCUGAACACGAUCAACAGCUCGGGCGGGUUCCACGUGGUGUCGCCGGAUAAGCUAUCUGUCCAAUACACCAGCAGUAAUUUGCACGGGCAUGACGUUGGAGUCGUGCAGGCGAAUUGCCCAGCUCCUUCGAAGAAGUUGAUGUACUACUUCGAGAUAUUCGUGAAGAAUGCAGGGCAAAAGGGUCAGAUUGCGAUCGGUUUCACCAAUGAACAUUUCAAGAUGAGGAGACAGCCCGGUUGGGAAGCAAAUAGCUGUGGAUAUCAUGGGGAUGAUGGGCUGCUUUACCUCGGGCACGGAAAGGGAGAAACCUUUGGCCCGACAUUUACAUCUGGUGAUACUAUUGGUGGUGGCAUUAACUAUGCUUCACAAGAGUUCUUUUUCACUAAAAAUGGAAAGCUUGUUGGAACAGUACCGCGCAAGGAGGUUAAGGGCUCCUUGUUUCCUACCAUUGCCGUUCACAGCCAAAAUGAGGAGGUGAAUGUUAACUUCGGGCAGCAACCAUUUGCUUUCGACAUUGAGGCUUUUGCAUUGGAGGAAAGACUAAAACAACAAAUGCUGAUUGAAAAGAUAUCUUUGCCACUUAGCGUUAGUCAUGGGAUCGUUCGCUCCUAUUUGCUACACUAUGGGUAUCAAGAUACACUUAAUUCAUUUGACACAGCAAGUAAAAGUACGCUUCCUCCUAUUCCCGUAGCACAAGAAAAUGGUGUUGCUGAACAAGGAGACAUGUAUGCACUUAGCCAUCGAAAGAUUCUUCGUCAGCUCAUCAGGAAUGGAGACAUUGAUUCUGCAUUGGACAAGCUUCGGGGAUGGUAUCCACAUCUUGUGCAGGAUGACACAUCAAGUAUUUGCUUUCGUCUUCAUUGCCAAAAAUUUAUUGAACUUGUUCGGGUUGGGCACCUGGAGGAUGCUGUGAAAUAUGGACGGGCUGAACUGGCGAAAUUUUUUGGGGUAGCAUCAUUCCAGGGUCUACUUCAGGACUGCAUUGCAUUGCUGGCGUAUGAAGAACCUCUGAAGUCAUCUGUCGCAUAUCUCCUCGGCAUGUCCCAGCGAGAUGCCGUAGCUGAUGCUGUAAAUGCCGUGGUGUUAUCAACAAACCCCGACCUGAAAGAUUCACAGAGUUGCUUGCAAUCUUGCCUUGAGAAUCUGUUGCAGCAGCUGACGGCUUGCUGCUUGGAAAGGCGGGCAUUGAAUGGGGAUCAAGGGGAGGCAUUCAAUCUGCACAGAGUCCUAAAAACUGGGAAGCGGGGUAAGCGGUAGUUUGCAUAUUCCACUGGUUCAUCUUCUGAUAUUCUUCCCUUUGCUCUCGUGGCCAGCUGACCUUUAUUUGCAGACUACACUUUAUCUGAUAGAAUUAGAUUUGGCUGUAGCAUCUACUAUAGAGAGGCCCUUGUAGUUUAGCUGUCUCCUACAGUAAUUCCUGAUUCUGUUCUAGAUAUAUUGAGAAGGGGUUCCAAUAUCCAUCUGUAAGUGCUCUGUAAUUGAGAUUGAUGAAUAAAAUCUCUUAAAAUGAAAUCAUGCAUGAUGAUUGUUCCUGCUA
Molecule: messenger RNA, 1884 nt
Organism: Magnolia sinica
Lineage: Eukaryota; Viridiplantae; Streptophyta; Magnoliopsida; Magnoliales; Magnoliaceae
Product: ran-binding protein M homolog
Exons: 10
Coding region: 237-1604 (455 amino acids)
Biological process (GO): cell surface receptor signaling pathway; cytoskeleton organization
Cellular component (GO): cytoplasm
Molecular function (GO): protein binding
Source: RefSeq, a predicted model, not a curated record